This is a messenger RNA of Danio rerio (zebrafish), 8417 nucleotides long. The record is from RefSeq and is a predicted model, not a curated record. Lineage: Eukaryota; Metazoa; Chordata; Actinopteri; Cypriniformes; Danionidae.
UUCAGGAGGGCUAAUAGUCUAUUUUUCUUUCUACUUCCUACAGGGGAUCGCAUUGUGAAAGUCAACGGAGAAAGCAUUAUUGGAAAGACAUAUUCCCAAGUAAUCGCCCUCAUCCAGAACAGUGACACAUCUCUGGAGCUCUGCGUGAUGCCAAAAGAUGAAGACAUUUUACAGCUGUUCUCCAGGGAUAUCACUGCUCUGGCCUAUUCUCAAGAUGCAUACCUCAAAGGAAAUGAGGCAUACAGUGGAAAUGCCCAGAACAUACCCGAGCCACCCCCAAUAUGUUACCCACGCAUAGAGCCCAAUGUCUUGGCCAUGGCACAAGUGUCAGAGCCCUCACGCUCUGCCGAGACGUCAUGUGGAACCGGACAAGGAGCAAAUCAAUGCUACAUUCCUGACAUAGGCUGCCGCAUUGAUGUCCCUUUAUCUUCCCCUUCUCUAUCCCAAACCUCUCAGGUCCCCAAAACCCAAACUGUUGUCCGUGUGUUUAGCGAGAAUGUUAGGACAAUAGUAGCAUCACAGGAAUCUACAGACGGAACUCCACAUGUGACCUGGGCUGGUCCCAGCCACAGGACAGAGGAGAACCAAAACGCCUCUUCAACAGACCCAAGCUUAAACAGGUCUAAACCCCAUGUCACUUCAUCUCCGACUGGGACAGCACAAUUACAUCAAAAACCCAAUAGAACUGCAGAGCCCACUGGAUUCUCUGAAAAUACCCCCAGAUCUGCACAGACUUGCUCAGACACAAAACCUGUACAUUCUAAUAGACAAACCUUGACAACAACAGCGGACACUUUCCCAUCAGCCACCUCUCCAUCCCCUUACACACCCUCUCCUCCACCAGCGACUCCCUCGCCCUGCUCCCCACAUCAAAAUAUCGACUGGAGGAACUAUACCACCUACAAGGACUACAUUGAUAACAAAAGACUCUACAUGUAUGGCUCCCGGACAAUUCAAGAACGUCUGGACAGUUUGAGAGCCGCAUCCCCAACAGGUACGGGUGAAUACAGCAAGCAGAAGAGUGCAUCGACAACGGCCACCCCCUCACGAGGCUUUUCUGGAUCACAGCUAAGACAGAGGAGCGCCUCACAUGAUCGGAGUUAUCAGGUAUCCAGUGUGCUGCCACUGCGUAGCGCUUCUCAGGAGAGGCUUGGCGGUGCAGAAUGUGCACGGAAUUGGCCUCGGAGUGCUUCCCAGGAUGCCCUCCCAUCAACUCCCACAGGUGUCCCGAAACCAAGAGCAUAUUCCUGUGAUUACCUUGGUAGGAACAGUGACAUUGCAACAUCCAUAGUGGACAAGAAGGCAUGCUGCAGAACUGAUACAGAAGAGUGGUUGCUUGUGCACAAAGGGGAUGAGGCAAGAGCAAGCAGGCAAUCUUCUUCCUUGCGCAUGGUACCUCACAGAACACAGGAUUUAUUUAGUCCAGAGAAGCGAGGGGGAAGUUACCCAGGGUUGCCCAUCACCCCUCUCUUCAAUAGAGGUACAGAUUCAUUGCUUAACUCCAGAGCUGAAAGCCUGGGUAACAACUGCACACCUUCUGUAAACAGAUCUUCACUGCCUCCUGCGAAAAAUUACGUCUCAGACCCUUCCACUGCUGCUGCUUCUUAUGUAGCUUCUGCUCUGGCUUCAAUACAAGGACACCUCGGCUCCAACACAGGCCUUGUCAAAGACCAAAGAACACCUCUCAUUGCCAACCACAUGCCCCACAAUGCAAAGCAGUUACAGCCCAGAGGGCGGGCUGACAGCCUUCAGGAGCCUGUCCGAGAGGUAAUCCGCCCUGGUCGCUCUUCUUCUUGUUCUGCCGCUUCUAAACUCCAUAGAUCAAAGCCGGGUGGAUGCAAGUCCAUAUUGACCAGUAACGGAACAGUUCAUCAGCAGCCUAGUUGCACAGAAACCCAAGCCAAUAAGAAGGCAGUGGACGGGAUUGAGGGUCCAGAUGCCACUGUAGUUGUGGUUCGAAGGGAAAAGUCUGGAUCUCAACCUAUCCGUCCACAUUCCUACAUUCUGGCAGUGAAUGAUACACAGGGAGUAGCUGAACAACCCCCAAACUCUAACACAUGCUGGUUGCCGAACGAUACCCGGCGGGAAAUGCACAUGAGGAAAGUAGGAGACCAGUGUAAGAUCUCUAUCUCAAGCAACCUUGAUGACUCUCUGGACUCCAUUCCCUUCAUUGACGAGCCGUCAAGCUCCAGUAAUGACCAUGACACCACACACAUUCCUGCGUCUGCCGUGAUUUCCAGCACACCUGUCAUCACCACCAUCCCACCCAGUCCAACGUCCCCUACUCCAGUAAUACGCCGACAGCUGUCCCAUGACCAGGAUUCCUUACGACUCACUAUUCUGGAAUCAGAUUCGAAAACGGAACGCUCCAGAUCCUUCGAUGAGGGCUUGGAUAACUACAGAGAAGAGCGGAGAGGACGGUCGAUUAAACACACCCAUGGAUUCAAGGGCCUUCGAAAGGCUGUUGACCGCUGCUCUGAGGACUCGGGCUCUAGAAGAGACUCUAAUUCAGAUGUCUUCACCGAUGCCACCAAGGAGGGUUCACUUUAUUUCCGGCAGCUCAACUCAGAAAAGAGCAAGCGUGUCGGCAGUAGCAUGCGCUCAUGGAAGCAGAUCUACGCUGUGCUUCGUGGCCACUGUCUCUACCUGUACAAAGACAAGAGAGACGGACAAACCAAUGCCAACUCUCAAAUCGAAGAAGAGCCCCUGCCAAUCAGUAUCAAAGCCUGUCUGAUAGACAUCUCCUACAGUGACACGAAGAGGAAGAACGUCCUGCGGCUGACAACGUCAGACUGUGAAUAUCUGUUCCAGGCAGAAGAUCGAGAGGAGAUGCUGUCCUGGAUCAGAGUCAUUCAAGAAAACAGCAACUUGGAUGAAGAGAAUGCAACUGUUACAAGCACAGACCUUAUCAACCGGAAAAUAAAGGAGUACAACACUCUGAUGAGUCCACCCAGCAGUAAGACAGAACCUUCCCCCAAGGCGUCCCGCCAGUCACUGAGCAUCAGGCAGACGUUACUGGGAGGUAAAGGGGAGAAUAAAGCCACAAGCCCUCACUCACCGAACAAGGAACAUGACAGGAAAGCCAUGCACAAAGAUGAAACCAGCCCGCCCAAGGAUAAGGGCACAUGGAGGAAGGGCAUCCCUGGACUGAUGAGAAAGCCAUUUGAGAAGAAACCGUCUCCUGGAGUCACUUUUGGAGUAAGACUAGACGACUGUCCUCCAGCUCAGAACAACAGAUUUGUUCCUCUGAUAGUUGAAGUGUGCUGUAACCUGGUGGAAGAACGAGGACUGGAAUACACAGGCAUCUACAGAGUGCCAGGAAACAACGCUGCCAUCUCCAUCAUGCAGGAAGAGCUCAAUAACAAGGGAAUGGCUGACAUAGAUAUUCAGGAUGAUAAAUGGAAGGACUUGAAUGUGAUCAGCAGUUUACUCAAAUCCUUCUUCAGGAAACUUCCUGAACCGCUCUUCACUAACGAAAGAUAUGCAGACUUCAUCGAUGGCAACAGAAUAGAGGAUCCCGUAGAGAGACUCAAAGUGCUGAAGAGAUUGCUUCACGAGUUGCCUGAUCAUCAUUAUGAAACGCUGAAGUUCCUCUCGGCACAUCUCAAAACUGUGGCUGAAAAUUCAGAAAAGAACAAGAUGGAGCCACGGAAUCUGGCUAUUGUGUUCGGGCCGACGCUGGUGAGAACAUCUGAAGACAACAUGACUCACAUGGUCACACACAUGCCAGACCAAUACAAGAUUGUCGAAACGCUCAUUCAGCAUUAUGACUGGUUCUUCACUGAGGAGGGUGACAACGAGCCUACGACUACAGUCCAGGAGGAAAGUGCUGUGGAGUCUCAGCCUGUGCCUAAUAUUGACCACCUGCUGACCAACAUUGGCCGGACAGGAACCUCUCCUGGGGAAGUGUCAGAUUCACCAACAAGUGACUCUGCUAAAUCUAAGGGCUCUUGGGGAUCAGGGAAGGACCACUGCAGUCGCGAGUUCCUUCAACCUCGAGUCUCCUCCAUCUUUGCUGCGGCCAACCGCAAACGAAAAAAGCACAAGGAGAAGCUGCAACCCAGCAGCUCUGAUGAUGACCUUGAUACCAUGUUCACCAAGAACAAUAACCCUACUCAGAAGCAGAGCCACCAAAGCCAGGAGGAGGACGAAGCAGGCAGGUCUAGCUCAUGUGGAAAAUCACUUGUGGGAGACAAGGAUGGCAUAAGUGCAGAGUCCACCCCGAAAAGCAAAAAAGAGCACAGGAACUCUUUCUUCAUGAAAGACAAAACCUCUUCAGUGCUCUCCCCUUCACCCAAGCUCUCGUGUUCACCCGGGUUCAAUCGACGCAAAUCUGGUCCUCCCAAAUGCUCCAUCUCAGAUCCAUCCUCACAGUUAGAUGAGACCACAUCAGACUUGGGCACCAUGAGCUCUGGAGCUUCCGUCCCAAGAACCAGACCUCGGAAAUGGGGAACAACAACACCUCCAAGCAUUGAUCUUCUAGCAGCUCCUGGUGGGGCUUCGGUGACUGCAGAGGUCAGCUCUAUUACCUCAGACUACUCAACCACAUCCUCUACCACCUUCCUGACAGGAAUGGAAUCGAUUACAUUGAGCCCGGAAGUCCAGUCUGUGACGGAAAGCCGGGGAGGAGAUGAGGCAGAUGACGAGCGCAGUGAGCUCAUCAGUGAGGGAAGACCAAUGGAAACAGACAGCGAAAGCGACUUUCCAAUGUUCAGCCCUGCCAUUGGUAGACUAGAGAUGCCAAACACAGAAGAUAGCAGCAACACCACACCAAAACUAGCUUGCCGCUUGCUGCCUUCCCAUAAGCUGAUUGAAUGUGACUCCUUGAGCAGGAGACGUUCCCUACGACAAAAGACGGACAGCGAUUCAUCGGUGGAGGCAGGAGCUGGUGGUGGCAAUCAAGGGGUCAGCAAGAAUGAAUCAAAUAGACUGUGUCGAGUUCUGGAAGUGAUGAAGAGAGGCCGCUCCACUAGCAGUCUGAGUGCCCCAUCACGAAGUGAAUCAGACCAGGUUGAGACUCCAUGGCACCUUAAAAUCACAGAGAGGCUCAAGUUCCGUUUACGUGGCUCUGCUGAUGACAUGUUCGGUGUGGGCACACAAAAGACCCGCUCUACAGAGACUCGUGGUAAGAAAAAGGGCAUCCGGCGACGGCAUACUAUGGGUGGGCAACGGGAUUUUGCUGAACUAGAUGUCAUUCAUGAUUGGAGAGAACAGGGCGGGGUGGACCAAGGGGCCGAACUGCCUGCUGUAGAGCGCCUAAGACCCAAGGGUGACUCUCAGAACAUGUCUAUUCGGGAUUGGAUUGUUAGUGAGCAUCGUCGCAGGGGUUCACAGGGUUCGCAGGCUAGCACAGAACUAGAAGGUCAAGCUGGGAAAGAGACAAUAGAAACGGACAAAACCCAUCCUAGAAAUUCUGAGCAACUGAGUUCCUCUGCCUCCUUAUGUUCUCAGUCCAGCUCUGAACAGGUAAAUGGAGGUGCAAAGGGCAAAUCUAGAAACAGCCUGAAUUCAGGGGCUGAUGCUCAUCCUCAAAAACUGUCAGGAGCCCAAGUGGUGCGCUCACGAUUCUACCAGUAUCUUUAAAAAGAAAAUUAUCAUCUGUGUGUAUGUAAGUGAUUCAAAAUGUGUGUGCAUGUAUAGAUAGGCCUGUUCAAACCAAGAUGCAUAUUUGGUAUGAACAUUUGAUCAAACCAAUAAGAAAUGUGAACGCAUCUGAUCAGACUGGUGUGGAAAUUCACAUGCAAUCAAAUCAACACUUUGUUUAUCAUGGGAUUUCCAUUUAUUUCCCAUUACAAAGUAACUUGCCUGGCCAAAUGGGAUUUUGGCCACAUGGUGGUGCUCACAAAGACACUCUAUUGCUAAACAGCAGUGACUUUAGCAGGGGUAAACACUAAACCAGGUCUCUUGUCUCUGUACUUAUAUUUAGUGUCACUUAAUAAGUACUAAAGUCAUUAUCUGUUUGUCAUUUUUACAUAUUAUCUUUAAUCCUAGAAGACUUUUUUGUGCAAAAUCAUCGUUUAGUUUUUUUUUUAAAUUAUUGUUUCCUUAAUCUGAACAGUUUAAGACUUGGCAAGUAUUUGUAAGUUUGCAAUCUGAACACACAAAAAAAGAGUACUUGAUUUAAGUUAACAUCUGUUAAUGUUCCCCCUUGCCAAAAAAUGGACACCUCUUGAAAAUGAAUGGGGAAUACCAAAAUCUUAAGCAUUCUUUUUUCAUUUUAAAUUUAAUAAUUAAAAAAAAAACCUUACUUCAUUCAUGUUUUUUAUUUAUUUAUAAAAUUUUUAGCCGAAAUACAAGAGAUUUUUCCUGUAACAUAAAACAUAAGCAUAUUUUUACUUAAAACAUCCAACUAAACAAAUUUGCGCAAAACCAAUUUAUUUCAUUUUUUUAAAUAGUUAAUUAUUUUUUUUAUCUGAGUGGUUGAAGACUUUUAUAAUUGAAUGUUUUAUAUUUUAAUGUAAUACCUUUUUAUAAGGUUUAAUAAAUUAAUGGGAAACACCAAAAUUAAAACCAUUAAAUAAAUUAACAAAUGAAUUCAGUUUUGGUUUUUGCAACACAUUUCAAAAAAAGUGGGGACAGUAAAGCAUUUACCACUUUGUAAUGUUCCAUUGCUUAUUACAACACUUAAAAGAUGUGGCACUAAAUACACAAAGUAAUGAAGUGUUUUAGGUAUAAUUUUGCAAACAAAUCUUAAUAUAGAGUCUCAGUUGUCGAAUUUUGCGCUUCAAAAUGCACCACACAAUCUCUAUUAUAGACAGGUCAGGACUCCAGACUGUACCUGUAUCCUCUUCCUCUGCAGCCAGGACUUUGUAGUGUGUGCAGAAUGUGGUUUUGCAUUGCCUUGUUGAAAUAUGCAGGGUGAAUUCAUUCAAUUGAUAGAUGUUAGUUUAUCAAAGCAGUAAGGUGUCAUUUGUUUAAAAAAUAGUAUCACACUGCCUAAAUAUAUCCGUUGGUUCAAUUAAGGGCUGCAAUAUGAAAUAAGCUUGAGGAUUAAAGACAAUUAGCUAAAAUGCUAAUGAUAAAAUCACAAUGAAUUGUGCCGAGUAUGCAUGUUGGUGUGAACAGGCCUUAUGAAUGAAUGAUUGAUUGAUUGAUUGAAUGAAUGAAUGAAUGAAUGAAUGAAUGUAAGAACUAAGGUUACUCCACCUUUAUUUUCUGCCCCAUCCUUUUUUUAACAAAGCAUCUAUAAAUAUGAAUAUAUAUUAUAAAUAUAAAUUGUAUAUAUCAAUAUGUAUAGGCUUAUAAAAAGAAUAACUGGAGUGGUUUUAACAUUUUGAGUCAUCCGACUCAUUGUUUCGGAUCAGUACUGGAGCUGUUUUCUUGAAUAUUUGUAAUAUAUGCAUGGCAGUGAAGUGGCCUGAUAUUCAGAGGCUGUACAAUACCAAUGUUUACCGAUUGCCUCUGCUGCUGCAACAGCACAAUUUCGUCCCUGACCUGGGCAGACAUGCAUUUCUGAAACUGUUACUGAAGGAAACUUAUAUCAAUGAAAGAGAAAAGGCAUCUUGUCCGAGGUUAGGACAAACAUAAAAAAAAGAAAACUCCUGAUGUUUCUAAUAUGAAGAAUGUAAUAUGCUUGCUGUUGUAUUGACUAACACAUACAUUGGUUUGUUGCAGUUUUCAUUAGUGAAAAAAACGUAUGUAAAUAAUGUCUGUACUUGAAGUUUGCUUUAUUUUUUUUUUAUUCUGAAGGUUAGCCCUGAUAUGGGCUGUUUUCUGAGCUGUGUGCUGUGGAAAUCCCCUUUCACAGUGCAUCAUAACAGCCAGACAUAAAUGUGGAAGAAGAAUGAAAUCUUUUUAUAUUUCUACAGGAUUGUGAAAGUAAGUGCUAAACCGAAAGCACCAGAGCCUGGACAUCUGUAGCAGUAUCAGACUUACUGGUAUUGCGAUACUGUUCCAUUCGAACAGCUAACGAGUCGUAAAAUCACAAGGAAUUCUGUUUCCUUACACAAACACACACGCAAAAAAAGUGCCUCUUAACUGGUUCUGGUGACAGGAAAGGUGCCAUUUCUUAAUGUCGUUGUUUGUUGACAUGGAAUAUGUAUUGUGAAUGAAUGACUGAAUUUUAUCAGAAAAAAAAGAAAAUAAAUUUUUAUACAAAACGAUGCAAAAAGCAGACCCAGAGCGUCCACUGCUUCCUCAGUCAUAGUCUUAAUUCAUCUCGUGCUUUGCCACUGGAUAGUCUUUUCUUGAGGCGGGAUCGUAAAAAUGUGUAUAUUUUUGUGCGUGUUACCUUUGUCAAAAAGUCUGAUAUUUUUGUCCAGUGUAGUAACCAGCAUGUGAUUCCUGGGAAGAGUAUGCAUGAUGUCAUACCUCUGUGUGCAGAUUUCAUGUGUGACUCCCAUCUGCAAGGAAAAAAAGAAAGUCAGACAGAAAGAAAAAAACAACACUGGAAAUAAAUAAUCUCUGUCAGCCUCUUC